CAAAGGCUUUGCAAUGGACAAGAGUUUCAUUUGAAAAUGCAUCAAAACUAUUUUUUUGCUCAAACUUCUCGUAAGGCUAGAUGUUUACUUUUAUUUUUGGAAUCCGCAGCUGCUCUGCUAUGGUAUCUGACUCAUCGCUAUGUUCACACAGCAAAAUUCAAUACUGUUAUCGCAAACGCGUCGUUUCUGUUAAGACUGGAUUUUCUUUCUAAAAAAAUAUUCGGUUCCACUCACCCAGCGGUCGGAAGGACGCAAAUUUUACGACCAAAAAUUUGUGAUUCUGUUCCACGAAAUGAUAGGCGAUGUAAGCAUGCGCAAUAUUCCAGCCCAUUUUUGACGGCCGAAACCGAUUUUGGACUCGAAAUGCUUCGACAGAAAACGCCCGAUGAAUGUACUGUGGUUUCCCCAUUAUCUGUAAUAUUUGCCUUGAAUAUGGUGCAAGCAGGAGCUGAAGGAACUACCAAGAGCCAGAUAAUUGACUUAAUCUCCAAAGGUGUUUCUUCCAUAAAAACGCACAAAUCAGAAAUCGUCAAAUCGAAGUUAGAGUCUGCAGGAUCGUCUGACGACGACACGCUUCAGUUUUAUUCCGAUCUUAUGCGCCAGAUUUUGGACUCAACGAGCAAUGCACAAAUUAGGAUUGCUAAUGGAUUCUUUUUCAGGUAG
Cylicostephanus goldi is the source of this 663-nucleotide messenger RNA. The record is from the annotation of a GenBank genome assembly. Lineage: Eukaryota; Metazoa; Nematoda; Chromadorea; Rhabditida; Strongylidae.